GUUCAUUUGGUUGGGUUGGGCUUUGGUUUCCUAUGGUUGAUAAGCGACGCUAUUAACGUUAUAUGAUUCAUCGAAAAUGCCAAUUUUUGUACGUUUUCCAGGAAACGCAAUUAGCCAACGCGACAGAAUUGAAGAAAAGAGAAUCCGAGUAAGAGAGCGAGAGAGUGAGAGAGAGAGGGAUCAUGGCAACCCGCUGGUAAAGACCCUCAUCUGUGAGCAGCUGUUAGGUAAACAGAAUUCCCGAUAUCCCUUUGUUAUACAUAUGUAUGUGAGUAGUUGAGUUGGUCAGGUAGUCGCAACAUCGAGGGUUGAACAUCGCUGGUGGACUGUAUAAACUGUGACUUGGACUCUCGUCUCGCGUCAAUCACAGUUCAGUUUUUGCCAGCCAAGCAUCAGGUUCUUUUUAACAAUGUCCUCUUCCAAUGCAACAUUGUAUUACACCGCCAUGGAAGAUAUGUUCAAGGAUCUGCUGCUAGAUACAGAUUCCGCAGAACAGGUAGAUACUAUGGAGAAUGAGAUGCCAUUGAUGGAUACUCCAAAACGUUUGGUACGCAUACGACAGCACAAUCUGUUUACCAAGGACAAAGAGGAAUUCUUUAUCUGUCGCCGUUUGCCGUUGUCCUCGCAAAAGCUAGAUGCAUCCCCUAGAAGUCAGGAAAUGCACAAGGAGCAGCAGGGGAAGGAGCUGCUGCGACUGCGCCGUGAACGCUGUGAGGGGAACCAAAAGAAGCCAAUGCGACGCCUCACCAUGCGAAUUUAAGCGGGUCAGGGAUGUGUGAAAUCGUGUGAUCGAUAAUAAUCAAUCGACUGUCUAGUUGUUUAAAGUGCUUCCGAGUUUUAUGCUUUAGUUUUAAUAAGUUAAACACGUCUUUCUAAGUAUGCAAUGGUGAUUUAAUUAGCUAAUACAGAAACCUUA
Drosophila innubila is the source of this 916-nucleotide messenger RNA. RefSeq lists its product as uncharacterized. The record is from RefSeq and is a predicted model, not a curated record. The coding region runs from base 410 to 760 and encodes 116 amino acids. The transcript has a single exon. Lineage: Eukaryota; Metazoa; Arthropoda; Insecta; Diptera; Drosophilidae.